AUGGAGCCUCGGCUCGUUGUGACGAGUGGAGAAGUCGGCCGAUACAUGACUUUAAGUCACUGUUGGGGCUUGCAUCCUGUUAUUCGCACCACUAGCGAGACAAUCAAUGACCACAUCAAGUCGUUGCCAAUGUCCAAGCUACCUCCAACGUUCAGAGACGCAGUCUUGAUAACGAGGUCACUUGGCGUUCAGUAUCUAUGGAUCGACUGCCUCUGCAUCGUGCAGGACUCACAAGAGGACUGGGAACUCGAGAGCGUGAAGAUGGGCACUAUCUACGCCUCUUCAUGUCUGACCAUCGCUGCUUCAGCGUCCGCAGACUCUACAGGGGGUUGCUUCUUACCGCGUUCAACUUCAAAUCACGUUCAAGUCAAGUGUACUCGGAAAUCGAACAAUGAAUCGGUAUCUAUCCCCGUAUUCUUACGACCUAGACCGCGUGACUUCAGUCACCUGCCACAAAGCAUCCUACAUUCACGUGCGUGGGUAACGCAAGAGCGCCUGCUAUCUGCCCGAAUAGUACACUACGACUCUGAUCAACUGCUUUGGGAAUGUCGUGAAUCUCGUCUGGCAGAAGAUGGGGUACCGACAGAUGCAUUCGCAGUGCAAAAGUUAGUGUGGGACGAACGACUUCACCUUUCAUACCCCUUUGCGCAAGGACGCCUAUCCACAUCAGAAUUCGUGUGGGACUGGUACGAUAUGGUAUCGGCAUAUAGCAGAAGAGGCAUCACCAAGUCCUACGAUCGGCUACCGGCGCUUUCCGGUCUCGCCAAGGUGAUGGAGGAAUGCACCGGACAGCGAUACCUUGCCGGGUUGUGGAAGAACCACCUGCAUUAUGGUUUACUUUGGAGGAGAAGCGAGUAUUGGCUUGAAACCCCGUCAGGUGGCUUUCGCGCUCCAAGCUGGAGCUGGGCAUCUUUGGAAGGCGCUGUCAUGAUGCCCGAGAUUGGAGACAUUCUGCCCUCGGGAAACGAGAUGGAGGUGGUGGUGAGGAUUACUCAAGCAGAGACGACGCCACUCGGCUUGGACCCGAGGGGUAUGCUGAGAUCAGGAUAUCUGCAACUGGAAGGAAAGCUCAGACUAGCCGAUCCAAGAGAAACCCCAGAAGCCCCGGGUUUUCAGAGGUUCUCGACCUAUCGGAAAGAGUUAGCAAUUGAUUUUCUCAAGGAGAAUGGGAUCAUGGUCGGAUUAGCAGUGUUCGACAAGGAUUACUGCGGAAAUAACAUCCCUCUCUACUACUUGCAGGUGUCGAGAAGAGUCAAAGAACCAAGCCGUUGGUACGGGCUCCUGCUAGAGGCAACAAGCCAGCCUCAAGAGUUCCGUCGUGUUGGCUUUUGCCGCACGGAAGAAUAUCCACUUCGAGACUGGUUCGCGCAUGUCGCUGAAGGGAUGAUCACGAUAGUCUGA
This is a messenger RNA of Colletotrichum scovillei, 1401 nucleotides long. RefSeq names its product heterokaryon incompatibility protein. Bases 1 to 1401 code for a protein of 466 amino acids. The transcript has a single exon. The record is from RefSeq and is a predicted model, not a curated record. NCBI's taxonomy places the organism in Eukaryota, Fungi, Ascomycota, Sordariomycetes, Glomerellales, Glomerellaceae.